Nerophis lumbriciformis (worm pipefish) is the source of this 8182-nucleotide messenger RNA. NCBI's taxonomy places the organism in Eukaryota, Metazoa, Chordata, Actinopteri, Syngnathiformes, Syngnathidae. The record is from RefSeq and is a predicted model, not a curated record.
AACAAAUGCAGCAACAACUAAUCCAGCAACAAAUGCAGCGACAAAUGCGGCAACAACAAAUGCAGUGACAGCAAAUGAAGCGACAACUAAUUCAGCAACAAAUGCAGUUACAAAUGUGGCGACAUCAAAAUCAGCGACAAACGCAGUUACAAAUACGGCGACAACAGAUUCAGCAACAAAUGCAGUGACGAAUGCGGCGACAACUAAUUCAGCAACAAAUGCAGUGACGAAUGCAGCAACAACUAAUUCAGCAACAAAUGCAGCAGCAACAAAUGCAGCAGCAACAAAUGCAGCGACAACAAUUGCAGCAACAACUAAUUCAGCAACAAAUGCAGUUACAAAAGUGACAGCAAAUGAAGCAACAACAAGUGCAGCAACAACAAAUGAAGCAACAACUGAUUCAGCAACAAAUGCAGUUACAAAUGCGGCGACCACAAAUUUGGCAACGAAUGCCGUGACAACAAAUGCAGCAGCAACUAAUUCAGCUACAAAUACAGCAACAAAUGCGGCAACAACAAAUGCAGUGACAGCAAAUGAAGCAACAACUAAUUCAGCAACAAAUGUAGUGACGAAUGCGGCGACAACUAAUUCAGCAACAAAUGCAGUGAUGAAUGCGGCGACAACUAAUUCAGCAACAAAUGUAGUGACGAAUGCGGCGACAACUAAUUCAGCAACAAAUGCAGCGACAACAAAUGCAGCAACAACUAAUUCAGCAACAAAUGCAGCGACGGAUGCGGCAACAACAAAUGCAGUGACAGCAAAUGAAGCAACAACUAAUUCUGCAACAAAUGCAGUUACAAGUGUGGUGACGUCAAAAUCUGCAACAAAUGCAGUUACAAAUACGGCGACAACAGAUUCAGCAACAAAUGCAGUGACGAAUGCGGCGACAACUAAUUCAGCAACAAAUACAGUGACGAAGGCGGCGACAACUAAUUCAGCAACAAAUGCAGCAGCAACAAAUGCAGCGACAACAUUUGCAGCAACAAAUGCAGUGACGAAUGUGGUGACAACAAAUGCAGCAACAAACGCAGCAACAACAAAUGCAGUGACAACAAAUGCAGCAACAACUAAUUCAGCAACAAAUGCAGUUACAAAAGUGACAGCAAAUGAAGCAACAACAAGUGCAGCAACAACAAAUGAAGCAACAACUAAUUCAGCAACAAAUGCAGUUACAAAUACAGUUACAAAUGCAGUUACAAAUGCGGCGACCACAAAUUUGGCAACAAAUGCAGUGACAACAAAUGCAGCAACAACUAAUUCAGCGACAAAUGCAGCGACAGAUGUGGCAACAACAAAUGCAGUAACAGAAAUUGAAGCAACAACUAAUUCUGCAACAAAUGCAGUUACAAGUGUGGCGACGUCAAAAUCAGCAACAAACGCAGUUACAAAUACGGCGGCAACAGAUUCAGCAACAAAUGCAGUGACGAAUGCGGCGACAACUAAUUCAGCAACAAAUGCAGUGACGAAUGCGGCGACAACUAAUUCAGCAACAAAUGUAGUGACGAAUGCGGCGACAACUAAUUCAGCAACAAAUGCAGCAGCAACAAAUGCAGCAGCAACAAAUGUGGCGACAACAAACGCAGCAACAACAAAUGUAGCAACAAAUGCAGCAGCAACUAAUUCAGCAACAAAUGCAGUUACAAAUGCGGCGACUACACAUUUUGCAACGAAUGCCGUGACAACAAAUGCAGCAACAACUAAUUCAGCUACAAAUGCAGCAACAAAUGCGGCAACAACAAAUGCAGUGACAGCAAAUAAGGCAACAACUAAUUCAGCAACAAAUGCAGUUACAAAUGUGGCGACGUCAAAAUCAGCAACAAACGCAGUUACAAAUACGACGACAACAGAUUCAGCAACAAAUGCAGUGACGAAUGCGGCGACAACUAAUGCAGCAACAAAUGCAGCGACAACAAUUGCAGCAACAAAUGCAGUGACGAAUGUGGCGACAACAAAUGCAGCAACAAAGGCAGCAAUAACAAAUGCAGCAACAAAUGCAGUGACAACAAAUGCAGCAACAACUAAUUCAGCAACAAAUGCAGUUACAAAAGUGACAGCAAAUGAAGCAACAACAAGUGCAGCAACAACAAAUGAAGCAACAACUAAUUCAGCAACAAAUGCAGUUACAAAUGCAGUUACAAAUACAGUUACAAAUGCGGCGACCACAAAUUUGGCAACAAAUGCAGUGACAACAAUAGCAGCAACAACUAAUUCAGCAACAAAUGCAGCGACAGAUGCGGCAACAACAAAUGCAGUGACAGCAAUUGAAGCAACAACUAAUUCUGCAACAAAUGCAGUUACAAGUGUGGCGACGUCAAAAUCAGCAACAAACGCAGUUACAAAUACGGCGACAACAGAUUCAGCAACAAAUGCAGUGACGAAUGCGGCGACAACUAAUUCAGCAACAAAUGCAGUGACGAAUGCGGCGACAACUAAUUCAGCAACAAAUGUAGUGACGAAUGCGGCGACAACUAAUUCAGCAACAAAUGUAGUGACGAAUGCGGCGACAAUUAAUUCAGCAACAAAUGCAGCAGCAACAAAUGCAGCAGCAACAAAUGCAGCAGUGACAAAUGCAGUGACAAAUGCGGCAACAACUAAUUCAGCAACAAAUGCAGCAGCAACAAAUGCAGCAGCAACAAAUGCGGCGACAACAAACGCAGCAACAACAAUUUCAGCAACAAAUGCAGUUACAAAAGUGACAACAAAUGAAGCAACAACAAGUGCAGCAACAACAAAUGAAGCAACAACUGAUUCAGCUACAAAUGCAGUUACAAAUGCGGUGACUACAAAUUUUGCAACGAAUGCCAUGACAACAAAUGCAGCAGCAACUAAUUCAGCUACAAAUGCAGCAACAAAUGCGGCAACAACAAAUGCAGUGACAGCAAAUGAAGCAACAACUAAUUCAGCAACAAAUGCAGUUACAAAUGUGGCGACGUCAAAAUCAGGAACAAACGCAGUUACAGAUACGGCGACAACAGAUUCAGCAACAAAUGCAGUGACGAAUGCGGCGACAACUAAUUCAGCAACAAAUGCAGUGACGAAUGCGGCGACAACUAAUUCAGCAACAAAUGUAGCGACGAAUGCGGCGACAAUUAAUUCAGCAACAAAUGCAGCGACAACAAUUGCAGCAACAAAUGCAGUGACAAAUGCGGCAACAACUAAUUCAGCAACAAAUGCAGCAGCAACAAAUGCGGCGACAACAAACGCAGCAACAACAAAUGCAGCAACAAAUGCAGAGACAACAAUUGCAGCAACAACUAAUUCAGCAACAAAUGCAGUUACAAAAGUGACAGCAAAUGAAGCAACAACAAGUGCAGCAACAACAAAUGAAGCAACAACUGAUUCAGCUACAAAUGCAGUUACAAAUGCGGCGACUACAAAUUUUGCAACGAAUGCCGUGACAACAAAUGCAGCAGCAACUAAUUCAGCUACAAAUGCAGCAACAAAUACGGCAACAACAAAUGCAGUGACAGCAAAUGAAGCAACAACUAAUUCAGCAACAAACGCAGUUACAAAUACGGCGACAACUAAUUCAGCAACAAAUGCAGCGACAACAAUUGCAGCAACAAAUGCAGUGACGAAUGUGGCGACAACAAAUGCAGCAACAAACGCAGCAACAACAAAUGCAGCAACAAAUGUAGUGACAACAAAUGCAGCAACAACUAAUUCAGCAACAAAUGCAGUUACAAAAGUGACAGCAAAUGAAGCAACAACAAGUGCAGCAACAACAAAUGAAGCAACUAAUUCAGCAACAAAUGCAGUUACAAAUGCGGCGACCACAAAUUUGGCAACAAAUGCAGCGACAGCAAAUGCAGCAACAACUAAUUCUGCAACAAAUGCGGUUACAAGUGUGGCGACGUCAAAAUCAGCAACAAACACAGUUACAAAUACGGCGACAACAGAUUCAGCAACAAAUGCAGUGACGAAUGCGGCGACAACUAAUUCAGCAACAAAUGCAGCAGCAACAAAUGCAGCAGCAACAAAUGCAGCAACAACAAUUGCAGCAACAAAUGCAGUGACAAACGUGGCGACAACAAAUGCAGCAACAAACGCAUCAACAACAAAUGCAGUGACAACAAAUGCAGCAACAACUAAUUCAGCAACAAAUGCGGUUACAAAAGUGACAGCAAAUGAAGCAACAACAAGUGCAGCAACAAAUGCAGUUACAAAUGUGGUGACAACAAAUUCAGCAAUAAAUGCAGCAACAACUAAUACAGCAAUAAAUGCAGUUUCAAAUGCAGCGACAACAAAUGCAGCAACAAACGCAUUUACAAAUGUAGCGACAAAAGCAGCAACAUCAAAUGCAGCAACAGCUAAUACAGCAACAAAUGCGGUGACAACAAUUGCAGCAACAAAUGCACUGACGAAUGUGGCGACAACAAAAGCAAUAACAACUACAGUAGCAAAACCUGUUAUAACAACAAAGCUAGCAACAACAGAAGCAAUAACAACUACAUUGAUAACACCUGUUGAAAUGACAACACUAGAAACAAAAGAAUCUACAAGAACCGUCGCAAAAACUGAGACAACAAAUGCAGUUACAACAUCUGGUGCAAUAAUAACUUUGGCAAACACAAAAACUGCAACGUCAACGACUGAGAAAAAAACAACGGUGACGACCCUUUCAGAAAAAACAACAGGAGCAACGAUAGAAAAUUCAAUCAUCGUCACCAAAAGAGUAAUUUUCAGGUCUCUUCAAGACACAUUCACAAAUGUCUUACAAGAUCCAACAUCUCCAGCUUUCCAAAAUAGAGCAGGAAUGAUAAAACAACAGCUUGAGCCAAUAUUUCUGGACGCUUUUCCUAUGUCCUUCAAGUCCCUGGAUGUAAUCGCAUUCAGAAAUGGCUCAAUUAUUAAUGAAAUGGAUUCUGUGUUUACAAGCACAUCAACGCCAAGUAACAACGAAAUUUCAAGCGUCUUGUCCAGUGCAGCAUCAAACGUAGUUGGCUUUGACAUUGAAACAAGCUCCAUAAUUGUUGAUUCUACAACAACAGAAGUCACAACAACACCAGCAGAAAUGACAACUACAGCUAAAACACUUGCUGUGACUGAGACAUCAACUGUGGUGGCAACACUUGUUAAAACAACAACGGCAACACCAGAAACAACAGCUGCAGAGACCACACCUAUUGAAACUACAACCAUAGCUGCAACUAAAGCAUCAACUGCAGUGACAACAUCUAUUGCAACACCAGAAAGAAUAACUGCUGUGACAACACCCGCUGAAGGUACAGCCUCAACCAUUGCUCCAACUGAAGCAAGAAUUGCCAUGACAACAGUUGGUGAAUCAACAAUUCUAACAAUAAAACCCACUACAACAACAAAUGCGGUGACGAAUGCAGAAACAACAAAUGCAUCAACAAAUGCAGUGACAGCAAAUGAAGCAACAACAAAUGCAGCGACAGCAAAAGAAGCAAAAACUACUUCAGCAACAAAUGCAGUUACAAAUGUGGCGACGUCAAAAUCAGCAACAAACGCAGUCACAAAUAUGGCGACAACAAAUGUAGUGACAACAAAUGCAGCAACAGAUAAUUCAGCAACAAUUGCAACAACAAAUGCAGUGACAAAUGCAGUGACAAAUGUGGCGACAACAAAUGCAGCAACAAACACAGUAACGAAUACGGCGACAACAAAUGCAGUGACAACAAAUAAAGCGACAACUAAUACAAAAACAAAUGCAGUUACAAAUGCGGCAGCAACAAAUGCAGCAACAACUAAUUCAGUAACAAAUGCAGUGACAACAAAUGCAGCCACAACUAAUUCAGCAACAAAUGCAGCGACAAAUGCGGCGACAACAAAUGCAGCAACAAAUGCAGUGACAGCAAAUGCAGUGACAACAAAUGAAGCAACAACAAAUGCAGCAACAAACGCAGUGACCACAAAUGCGGCAACAACAAAUGCAGCAACAAAUGCAGUGACAGAAAAUGCAGUUACAACAAAUGAAGCGACAACUAAUACAGCAACAAAUGCAGUUACAAAUGCGGCGGCAACAAACGCAGCAACAACUAAUUCAGUAACAAAUGCAGUGACAAAUGCAGCAACAACUAAUUCAGCAACAAAUGCAGCGAUAAAUGCGGCAACAACAAAUGCAGCAACAAAUGUCGUGGCAACAAAUGAAGCGACAACAAAUGAUGCAACAACAAAUGCAGCGACAACAAAUGCAAGAACAACAAAUGCAGCAACAACUAAUUCAGCAACAAAUGCAGCGACAAAUGCGGCAACAACGAAUGCAGCAACAAACGCAGUUACAAAUGCGGGGACAACAAAUGCAGCAACAACUAAUUCAGCAACUAAUGCAGUGACAAAUGCAGCAACAACAUCUGCAGUGACAGCAAAUGAAGCAACAACUAAUGCAGCAACAACUAAUGCCGCAACAACAAAUGCAGCAACAACAAAUGCAGCGACAAAUGCGGCAACAACAAAUGCAGCAACAAAUGUCGUGGCAACAAAUGAUGUGACAACAAAUGCAGCGACAACAAAUUCAGCAACAAAUGCAAUGACAACAAAUGCAGCAACAACUAAUUCAGCGACAAAUGCAGAGACAAAUGCGGCAACAACGAAUGCAGCAACAAACGCAGUUACAAAUGCGGGGACAACAAAUGCGGGGACAACAAAUGCAGUAACAAAUGCUGUGACAACAAAUGCAGCAACAACUAAUUCAGCAACAAAUGCAGCGACAAAUGCAGCAACAACAUCUGCAGUGACAGCAAAUGAAGCAACAACUAUUGCAGCAACAACAAAUGCAGCGACAAAUGCGGCAACAACAAAUGCAGCAACAAAUGUCGUGGCAACAAAUGAUGUGACAACAAAUGCAGCGACAACAAAUUCAGCAACAAAUGCAAUGACAACAAAUGCAGUUACAAAUGCGGCGACAACAGAUGCAGCAACAAUCGCAGUGACAACAAUUGCAGCAACAAAUGCAGUAACAAAUGCAGCAACAACAAAUGCAGCAACAACCAAUUUAGCAACAAAUGCAGCGACAACAAAUGCAGCAACAACUAAUUCAGCAACAAAUGCGGCAACAACGAAUGCAGCAACAAACGCAGUUACAAAUGCGGGGACAACAAAUGCAGCAACAAAUGCAGUAACAAAUGCCGCGACAACAAAUGCCGCAACAACUAAUUCAGCAACAAAUGCAGCAGCAACUAAUUCAGCAACAACAUCUGCAGUGACAGCAAAUGAAGCAACAACUAAUGCAGCAACAACAAAUGCAGUUACAAAUGCGGCGACAACAGAUGCAGUUACAAAUGCGGCGACAACAGAUGCAGCAACAAACGCGGUGACAACAAUUGCAGCAACAAAUGUUGUAACGAAAGCAGCAACAACAAAUGCAGCAACAACCAAUUUAGCAACCAAUGCAGCAACAAAUGCAAUGACAACAAAUGAAGCAACAACUAAUUCACCAACAAAUGGAGUUACAAAUGUGGCAACAACAAAUGCAGCAACUACUAAUUCAGCAACAAAUGCAGCUACAACAUCUGCAGUGACAGCAAAUGAAGCAACAACUAAUGCAGCAACAACAAAUGCAGCGACAAAUGCGGCAACAACAAAUGUCGUGGCAACAAAUGAAGCGACAACAAAUUCAGCAACAAAUGCAAUGACAACAAAUGCAGCAACAACUAAUUCAGCAACAAAUGCGGCAACAACGAAUGCAGCAACAAACGCAGUUACAAAUGUGGGGACAACAAAUGCAGUAACAAAUGCGGUGACAACAAAUGCAGCAACACUUAAUUCAGCAACAAAUGCAGUGACAACAAAUGCAGCAACAACUAAUUCAGCAACAAAUGCAGCGACAAAUGCAGCAACAACAUCUGCAGUGACAGCAAAUGAAGCAACAACUAUUGCAGCAACAACAAAUGCAGCGACAAAUGCGGCAACAACAAAUGCAGCAACAAAUGUCGUGGCAACAAAUGAUGUGACAACAAAUGCAGCGACAACAAAUUCAGCAACAAAUGCAAUGACAACAAAUGCAGUUACAAAUGCGGCGACAACAGAUGCAUCAACAAUCGCAGUGACAACAAUUGCAGCAACAAAUGCAAACGACGACAACGGUUGUUCCGGCUACACCAGCAGUGACAAGAAAACCAACAACAGUGCUGAGAACGACACAAAUCGGAACCACCGCCCUAAGUGCAACUGUCAUAACAAGAAGAGUAACGUUCCGAUCGCUUCAGAGCACUUUUAG